GGCGUCGCUCGGCGCAUGCGCGUGGGCGGAGCUUCGGCGGCCGCGCAGGCGCAGUCCGAGGAAGCGCCGGCCCGAGGCGAGGCGAGGCGAAGCCGGGGGGGGCAGGUGGGGGGGGGUACCGCCAUGUACCGGCACGGCCGGGCCGCCGCCGCCGCCGUCUCCCGACUCCGUCCCGCCACCCCGCUCUGCGCCUGGGCCCCGCACAGCGCCCAUGGAGCCGCGCCCGACCCGCCGCGCCGCCGCUACCGAGCGCGGCCGCAGCCCCUGCCCCCCUGCCCCCCGGCUAUGGGGCAGCCGCUGUGCCCCCCGGCGGGGCUGGAGGUGACGAUGGUGGACGGAGAGCGUGAGGACGACAUCGCGGUGCGGGACCCCCCGGGACCCCCUGUGCUGCUGCUGCGCCCCACGGCGGCGCCCCACGGCGAAGCCCCCGCGCCCCACACGCCGCCCCCCAGCAUGGACGAGCACCUGGCCCUCAUGCACCAGAAACUGCAGCACGAGCUCCCCAAUUUCCUGCUGAAGGUUCCCGACUAUUCCCUCUACGCCCCCGACGUGGAGUUCAUCCACCGCCCCCUGCGGCUGCGCACACGGGGCCGCGCGCUGUACGCGGUGGCGCUGGCGCUGUGCCGGGCGCUGCUCUGGGGGUACUUUGCCGGAGUGCGUUUGGAGGUUCUGGCGCUGACGCGACACCGCGAGGACGGCUCCGUGCGCGCCCGCUGGCGCCUGACGGGAGUGCCGCUGCCGCUGCUGCUGCUGCGCGGCCUGCGCCGCGACAAGAGCCACCUCCUCCGGUCCUAUGACGCCUUCUCCACCUUCUUCCUCAACUCGCAGGGGCUCAUCCGCUGCCACUACGUGGACAAGGUGAUGCCGGCGCCCACGGCGCUCCCCGAGCCCAAGAAGCUGUUGGUGGCCGCGGCGGUGACGGUGGCUUUGGCCGAGCCGGGUGUGCGCCUGGCGCUGAAACCCUCGGCCACCUCAGGGGACACCUGAGCGUCCCCACAAUGUCCCCAAAGUGUCCCCACAUCCCCCCCCCCCCCCCCCUCUUAACUUAAUGUACAGAAUAAACCCAGAGACGGAGCUGUGGCUGCGGGGA
This is a messenger RNA of Cuculus canorus (common cuckoo), 1090 nucleotides long. It is a transcript of the gene C31H6orf136, whose product is annotated as chromosome 31 C6orf136 homolog. Lineage: Eukaryota; Metazoa; Chordata; Aves; Cuculiformes; Cuculidae. Bases 16 to 987 code for a protein of 323 amino acids. The transcript is spliced from 6 exons. The record is from RefSeq and is a predicted model, not a curated record.